Molecule: messenger RNA, 3327 nt
Organism: Oncorhynchus keta (chum salmon)
Lineage: Eukaryota; Metazoa; Chordata; Actinopteri; Salmoniformes; Salmonidae
Gene: atl1
Product: atlastin GTPase 1
Biological process (GO): endoplasmic reticulum organization; protein homooligomerization
Molecular function (GO): GTP binding; GTPase activity
Source: RefSeq, a predicted model, not a curated record
GCCUUCUCCUCCGUGUCGGAUUGAAUAGGCUCAUCCAUUGCUCCGGUGUCUACAUGACAGCCGUUUAGGAUUGCACAUACAGUCAACAGCAAGGAACACCAUGGCGAGAAACCGUGAAGACAGAGACAGCUGGGGGUCCUUCACAGACAAAGCCACCUAUGACUGGAGCUCGGAGGAGGAGGAGCCUGAUGGAAGUGCGCGGCCCAUCCAGGUGCUGGUUGUCAGCAGGUCACACCGGUUGGACGAGGCGGCGCUGAUCCGGAUCCUAUUGGCCAUGGGUUUGUGUCCCUUUGAAGAGGUCCAGAACAGGGAAGUGGUGGCAAUAUCUGUGGGCCGGGCGUGUCCCAAGUCAUUCCUCAUGGACUUCAUGCUGCAUUACAUGUACAGCCAGGCAUCUGAAGAGUGGCUGGGGGAGGCAGAGGAGCCUCUGACUGGGUUCUCCUGGAGGGGUGGAUCUGAGAGAGAGACCACAGGGAUUCAGAUCUGGAGCGAAGUCUUUCUGGUGGACAAGCCAGAUGGACGCAAGGUGGCUGUUCUACUGAUGGAUACUCAGGGAACGUUCGACAGCCAGUCGACGUUGAGGGAUUCAGCCACCGUGUUCGCACUGAGCACCAUGAUCAGCUCCAUGCAGGUGUACAACAUCUCCCAGAAUGUCCAGGAGGAUGAUCUUCAACACUUACAGCUCUUCACUGAGUAUGGUAGACUGGCCAUGGAGGAGACGUUCCUCAAGCCAUUCCAGUCCAUGAUAUUCCUAGUCCGGGAUUGGAGUUUCCCUUACGAGUUUGGCUAUGGACAGGAAGGAGGCAUGAAGUUCCUGGAGAAGAGGCUCAAGAUCUCUGAGAACCAGCAUGAGGAGCUGCAGAAUGUUCGUAAACACAUCCACUCCUGCUUCACCAACAUAUCCUGCUUCCUGAUGCCCCACCCCGGACUCAAAGUGGCCACCAACCCCAACUUCGACGGCAGACUCAAAGGUCAACUACGACACGAUCACCCGGUCUUAAUACACACACAGCCCACAGUUAGUUUCCUACAAAAAAUAUACGGUAACUGUGUGUCCAAACCUUUUGACUGGUAAUGUAGGUGUUUGGUGACAUUAUCUUUUUUCUUUCAGGCAUACAUCAAAAUCUACCAGGGUGAGGAGCUGCCACACCCUAAGUCCAUGCUGCAGGCCACAGCGGAGGCCAACAACCUGGCAGCAGUGGCAGCAGCCAGGGACCUGUACAACAGGAAGAUGGAGCAGGUGUGUGGUGGGGACCGGCCCUUCCUGGCCCCGGCAGAGCUCCAGGCCAGACAGAGUGACAUCAGAGAGGAAGCCCUCCAGGUGUUCCGUGGGGUCAAGAAGAUGGGAGGGGAGGAGUUCAGCCGACGGUACCUGCUACAGCUGGAGGGAGAAGUGGACGAGGUGUUCGUUCAAUACAUCAAGCACAACGACUCCAAGAACAUCUUCCACGCCGCCCGCACCCCGGCCACGCUGUUCGUGGUCAUCUUCAGCAUGUACGUGGUGGCGGGCAUCACAGGCUUCGUGGGGGUGGACAUCAUCGCCAGCGUGUGUAAUAUGAUUCUGGGCCUGGCGUUGAUCACCCUGUGUACCUGGGCCUACAUACGCUACUCUGGGGAGUACCGAGAGCUGGGUCAAGUCAUCGACCAGGUGGCUGGAGCCCUCUGGGACCAGGGAAGCACAAAUGAGGCUCUAUAUAAGCUGUAUACUGCUGCAGCCAGUCACAGGCACCUGUACCACCAUGCGUUCCCUGGCCCCCAGGCCCCCGGAGAGACGAGCGAUACCCACGAGGAACCCACCAGGAAGAGGAACUGACACGGCGACCUGAUUGGCCAGAGCACAGCAGGGACUGCUGGGAAUCUUUUCAGUAGCAUGAUGGAUAGAGGAGGGGGAGGAGAAGCAGGAAUGAGGAGGGAGGCAUCCUCACCCGUUGGGACACUCUUUUACUAUGGUAUUGGCCGGAAAAAAUUCCAGCUACGUUCACUAUUUUAAAUCUAUAUGUGGACAAAUGUAAUGUCCCAGAAGUAGUGGCAUAAUCUCCCUUUGAACUGGGUUGCUUGGCCUGUUGCCUUCAAAUAAUAAUGGGCAUUUCACACAUCAUUGUCUUUCACAGACCACAUUCAACCUCUUCUAUCUGUCUGUAAGAAAAGACAUCUGUAAAUAACACACAGAACAGCAGGAAAGGAUGAGUACAGAUCCACAGACUCCACAUGCAAAUUCCUAUCAGCAGUUUGUCUGGACGGCGGUGCAGUAAGUUACAGUUAACCGUUGAUUUCAUUGUGUUACGUGAGAUAGCAUGACGGCCGUCAGCACCGACCGGUCAGCAUCAUCACCAUCGCUUUAGAAUGUUAUCUGUCCGGAAAAGACAAUGCUUCGGAUUUCAUGAAUGGAAGAUGCCAUUGAGGAGAAGUUUAAAUCAAAAUUGACCUCUGACCUAUAAACAGAAUGGACGGUCCAUGUAUAUUGAUUAUCAGGUUAAGUGCUGCUUCUCUAAAGGAAAUUAUUCCAUGUUUGAAAGCCAAUGGUUUUGCCCCAAAUGGCUCCCUCUUCCUUAUAUAGUUCACUACUGUUUCUUUUACCAGGGCCCUGGUUAAAGGUCAUUGUAUUUUACUAGGCAAGUCAGUUAAGAACAAAUUAUUUUUAACAAUGGGACUCACGACCGGUUGUGAUACAGUCUGGAAUCGAACCAGGGACUGUAGUGACGCCCCCUAGCACUGAGAUGCAGUGCCUUAGACCACUGUGCUACUCAGGAGCCUAAUGUGCUCUAUAGGGAAUAGGAUGUCAUUGGGGACACGUGCAAAGUCUUUGUUUAAAUAUACCUAUUUUUUGUCAGCAUGGUAAAUCAUCAGUGUCUACCAUUUUAGAUUCUCCAAGCUUAUCUUCAGUGCGCUGUAUUUCUUGACAUUUCACAUGUUUAGGGCUUGACCUUUGACCUGGCACUUGGUUUGUUUUUUUGUAAUAUAGGUACUGCGUAGCCAUGUCAUGCAACUACAGUUUCAUAUAGCUACGACAGCACUCACACGUCUCGCUGCAUAAUGAUGCCACGUGUUGAUCAGAACGCAAUCAUCCACUGUCUAUGGUCUAUAAAACAUACCCCCUCAUACAUGUUUUGGUUUGGGGAGGUGGGACCCUAUAUUCAGACUUGCGAUAAAUUGACUUAAAAAAAAACUUUUAAAAAUAUGCUGAUUUAAGUCCAUGUUCUCUGAAUCGGGCCGAUAUAGCCUAUGGUGUCUCUAUGGUCACACAUUUAGCCUGGAACAGAAUUGACUACCGGGGAUGAGAUUACGGGUAAGUCACUGGAUAGUUUAGUAGACAUUGUAGACAACCUC